Symbiodinium natans is the source of this 981-nucleotide messenger RNA. Lineage: Eukaryota; Dinophyceae; Suessiales; Symbiodiniaceae. The record is from the annotation of a GenBank genome assembly.
AUGCAGAUGGAGACCGUGGUCCACAACAGAGCGAUCAGUCGGGCGGGCAAGAGCAGCCAGUGGCUUCAAGCGCUGCGAAUGGUUUCGGAGAUGCGGGCGAAGGAGGUGCGAUGCGACGUUAUCACUUUCAGUUCUCUCCUGAGCUCCUGUGAGAGGGCCAGCCAAUGGGAGUCGGCUUUGCUGGUCUUCAAGUGGAUGUCCGAGUCGGGCGUGCAACCCAACGUCGUGACGUACAGCGCAGCCAUCGCUGCGCUGGAGAAGUCUGGUCACUGGACUGCCGCUCUGGAGUUCAUGGCCGAGAUGAGGAGCACCCGAAUUGAGCCCAACACCAUCACCUACAACUCCUCCAUGAGCGCCUGCGAGAAAGCAGGCGAGUGGCAGCAGGCUUUGUCGCUUCUGUCCUCACUGCAAGAGGAUCAUCUUGAAGCUCAAGUCAUCUCCUUCAGCGCUGCCGUGAGUGCAUGCGAGAAAGGUGCCCAAUGGCAGCGGGCCCUGUACUUGCUGGCGUCAAUGCCGGAGCAGAGCUUGCGCCAGGAUGUUAUCUGCUUCAAUGCCGGAAUAAGCGCCUGCGAGAAGUGCGGGCAGUGGCAGCAAGCCAUCCUGCUACUGCGAUCCUUGCAUGGCGCGGCAAUACUCCCCACAGUCAACAGCUUCAACGCAGCCGUCGGUGCCUGUGCCCGUGCCGACGAGUGGCAGCACGCGCUGGCGCUUCUCGCGGAGAUCGAAGAGUCCAGAAAGCGCCCGACUGCCUACAGCUACGGCUCGGCCAUCGCAAGCUGCGUGGGAGGGCGCUGGACCGUGGCUCUGUCGCUCCUACGCCAAGCAGCGGCCGCCGCAGCUGUGGACGCCGUGGCCGUGGCGGCCGCGCAGGGCGGCGCGCUCGUGGCUGCCGGCCGCUGGCGGAUGGCUCUUGAGCUGCUGGCUGAGCUUCCUGCGCUGUCGCUUUCUCCCACGGUCUCGAACUUCAACGGGUGGGAAUAG